Andrographis paniculata is the source of this 1029-nucleotide messenger RNA. Its product is annotated as stress-related protein. Bases 157 to 855 code for a protein of 232 amino acids. The record is from RefSeq and is a predicted model, not a curated record. The transcript has 3 exons. NCBI's taxonomy places the organism in Eukaryota, Viridiplantae, Streptophyta, Magnoliopsida, Lamiales, Acanthaceae.
ACAUUUCCCAAUACACGCGAUUUUUCAUUCUUGGUUGCUCCGCUAUAUAUAUAUAUUCUGUUCUGUUCACAGAAUCUAACCGUCUCAAAUAUCGAAUUUCGGAAGGCGAUAGAAGCGAGGAAACUAGGGUUCUAAUUGUAUUGCGAUUGAUUAUCGAUGGCGGAAGCGGAUUCCAACCUUCAACAACCUUUGUUGGUGAAGAGUGAAGAGGAGCAGAGGCUCAAAUACCUUGAGUUCGUUCAGAUUGCGACUCUUCAUACGUUGAUGUACGCCGCGAAACUGUACAGUUAUGCGAAGGAGAAUUCGGGACCUCUUAAGCACAGCGUGGACACCGUGGAAGGGACUGUCAAAACCGUGGUUCGGCCGGUUUACGAAAAGUAUCAAGGUGUUCCCGUGGAAGUUCUUAAGUUCGUCGAUAGGAAGGUUGACGAAUCCGUGAACAAAGUUCAGAGCCGUGUCCCCCCAACACUGAAAGAGGUUUCAGUUCAAGCCUUCAAGAAGGCUCAGAAAGCACCUGCAGCAGCCCGAUCUGUUGUGUCGGAAGUCAAGAGCAACGGUGUUGUGGGAACAGCCUCCGAGCUUGCGAAAACUGUGUACGCCAAAUAUGAGCCUACUGCAAAGGGUCUUUACACCAAGUAUGAACCGGUGGCCGAGCAGUACGCAGCAACGGCGUGGCGCUCGCUCAACCAACUCCCCCUCUUCCCGCGCGUGGCCAAGGCCAUCGCCCCGACAGCGAGCUACUAUACGGAGAAGUACAAUGAAGGCGUGCAGUAUGCUGCCGGGAAAGGGUACAAAGUUGCAUCCCAUCUUCCAUUGGUUCCUACCGAAAGGAUCGCAAAAGUCCUUAGCACAUAAAUAAGAUCAAUGGGUCUGCUUUGAUUCUAUAUGAUGCUUUGCUGCUGUGCUGUGUGCUUUAUGUCUUGCCUGCCUUAAUUUCUAAUGUUGGUUACAUCUGGAUUUGGUUUUAUCUUGUGGCUUGCUCAACUGAACUGGGAUAUAUAUGCUAGUGUAUUUGGCAUGAGUCAUUUA